Suillus clintonianus is the source of this 1650-nucleotide messenger RNA. RefSeq names its product amidase signature domain-containing protein. The transcript has 10 exons. Lineage: Eukaryota; Fungi; Basidiomycota; Agaricomycetes; Boletales; Suillaceae. The record is from RefSeq and is a predicted model, not a curated record. Bases 1 to 1650 code for a protein of 549 amino acids.
AUGGCUACAGUAUCUUUUAAAGAGAAAAUCAAAGGCGUAGGGGGUAACGCUUUGUACGAGGCAAAGGCUCGCGUCUUACGAGAACAGCUUGAAGCCAAGUUUCCAGCAAGUCUCAGACUCCCACCAGCCAUUCUUGAGGACCCACCUCUUGAUGUGACUCACAUUCCCGAGACGUGUGGCUUGCUCACUCCCCAAGAGUUGGCCAUUACUGAGCUAGAUGCAACCGCUGUGUGCCAAAAGAUCGCUGCGGGCGAGUUGACAGCAGUCGAAGCUGUCACUGCCUUUGGAAAGCGCGCAGCUAUCGCCCAUCAGCUCACAGCUUGUCUUAUAGACUUCUUCCUCGAUGAAGGCAUAAAACAGGCACAGCAGCUGGAUGAGUACUUCCGAAAAGAAGGCAAGGUCGUUGGGCCACUGCAUGGAUUGCCAAUCUCAGUCAAAGCCCAUUACCCCAUUAAGGGGACAGUUGGGACUGGGGGCUUCCUCGUCGACAUCGAGACCUCGACGCGAGACUGCGAUAUGACAAGCAUUCUGCGUUCAUUAGGUGCAGUUUUCUAUGUCAAGACCAACCAGCCGCAAACUAUCAUGCACCUUGAGUCUCAGUCUAACUACGGUCGAUCGUUGAACCCCCACAAUACGAACCUUACUCCAGGAGGAUCUUCUGGUGGUGAAUCAGCCCUCGUCGCCAUGAAAGGCUCUUGCAUGGGUCUUGGCACCGAUGGUGGGGGAUCCAUUCGAGGUCCGUCUGCCCACUGUGGUAUAUAUGGAAUCCGUCCGUCCUCUCGGACGACGCCCACCCAUGGGCUUCUGUGGUAUCAACCUGGUCAGGACGGAGUCAUUCCUUCUACAGGCCCGAUGUGUCGCUCAGCACGAGACAUGCAACUCUUUCUCGAAGCUGUGCUUGGGGCCAAUCCUGCACUCCUGGACCCAGAUGUUUUGCCUAUUCCACUAAAUGUGCCAGAUCUGACCCAGAAGAAACUGCGUGUAGGUAUCAUGAUGCACGACGGGGUUGUGAUGCCACAUCCUCCGACUAUUCGAGCACUGAAUUUGGUGAAGGCAAAGCUUGAGGCAUCAUCAGAGGUUGAGGUGGUGGACUAUAUUCCAUAUGACCACGGCCGUGGAUAUAGCAUAGUCCACGAGCUCUACUACGAGGAUGGAGGAGCCACAGUCCGACGUCUUCUAGAGGAGAGUGGAGAAGAUAUGCAUCCGCUGACAGAAUGGGUAAUCAGUCCACAACUCGUGAAGAAUCAUGAUGCUGCGCAAGUUUGGAAGCUACGCAAUCAACGUGAUAAAUUCCGGCGGGAGUACUCUGAUCACUGGUGGUCCCAGAACGUCGACGUUGUCGUGUGCCCACCCUUCCAAGGUACAGCCAGCCUCCAUGACACUACGAAGUACUGGGGCUACACGGCCAUCUGGAAUUUGUUGGACUACCCAGGGGCAGUCUUCCCGACAGGUCUCGUCGCUGACCCAGCUGUUGACAUAUACCAGGAGCUUCCCAGUCCGAUGAGUGCGGAGGAUGAGUACAACAUCUCCCUAUAUGAUGCAGCGGCAUAUAAAGGGGCCCCAGUGUCUCUGCAGACCGUGAGCCGAAGAUUCAACGACGGCUUAGUGCUGGCGGCACAGGGUGUAAUAGAACGCAUCCUCAAGUCUUAG